GGGCACCGGGCUGACCAUGUGACCAUGGCACAAGGCCACCAUUUGCUUGAAGGUGCCAUUGCCAAUGCCUCACCCGAAGCCAGUCAGGGCAUCCCUACGCCCACGCCGACCUUGGCCGCGGGCGUGGAUGUAUCUGCUGCGCAGCUUGGAGGCGCUGCCAUUGCUGCAGCAGCCCACAAGGUGGCACCACUGAGCAAGGUGCAAGCCAUCUUCUCCGAACGAAAGGAUGACCUCAACCUGGCCCUUGACGAGAUGAAGGACAAGGUCACCUCGCUGAUGCACGGCGUUCCCGCCAGCCACGGCCAUGGCGGCCAUGGCCACGCGGCGUCGGCGCCACACGGCAGAAGCGCUGGCAAUGUCAAGGCGAGCGUGGCCGCCUCAGAAUUCACAGAGGUUCGGGAACAUGCAUGCUGGCUAUGGUCCCGACUGGGUGUCUCCUUGAUGACGCUGGAAGAUCGCAAUGUGUGGCUGGAGGAUGAGAACAAACGCCUGGAACAGGAGUUGGAGGGCCUGGAAACUCAGAUCCGCGAGGCCCGGCAGCUGCUGAAGAGCCACGGCCGAGUGCCACCGCCUCUGGACACGUCGGAGGAGGCCGUGGGGCCACAGAUGGAUGCCACGGGAUGUCAGACCCCCAGCCAGAGCAUGACCUCACCGUCGCAGCGCGCCGCCCCCGGCGCCCCGGGCGCCAGCGCUCACACCUUGCAGCCGCGCAGCGGGCAUUCCACGGCGGGCGCCAAACCUGGCGCAUCAGGUUGAGACCGACAGGUUGCUGUAGGGCACCGAACCACGAAACGCGAACAGACUGCUGAG
Cladocopium goreaui is the source of this 810-nucleotide messenger RNA. NCBI's taxonomy places the organism in Eukaryota, Dinophyceae, Suessiales, Symbiodiniaceae. The record is from the annotation of a GenBank genome assembly.